AUGGGAUUGGAGUACGGCCUUGCUGACGAGAGAUCAGACGAACGAAAACCGACCUGUGCGAGAUGCCACAAGGCUAGCUUCACGUGUGGCGGGGCUAGACAAGACGUCAUCCCACCUUAUAUGAGCAUCGUUGCUUUCAAGGACAGCAUACACUUUACGUUCCUGUUUGAGGAUCUGCUAUGGCGCUCAUACGGUAGUCCAUGGCUACAGCACUCGGCGGAAGGGAAGCUCGGCAGUCUCUCGUACGACGCAUGCGCUGCAUUAUCACAACACCUAUUCGGACACCGUUUCGCACAAUCGGACGUGGAACAGACUUCUGCACUGGCAUACGAUCGAGUCGUCACUUCCCUCCGCAUCAGCCUGCUGUCAACUGAUAGACCUGAUCCUACGGUUUUAACACCAAUGCUCAUCCUCGUGGCCCGCUCGUGCGCCACAUCCUCCCUGUUCGAGGCAUCAAGCCAUAUCAAUGGACUUCAGGCGUUGUUGCAAGCAUGCGGUCCUCGUACUUUUGCCAGGGACAGUGUCCACGACACCUUCCGGUCCUGUCGGGCCAUGGUCGUCUCCAACAGCCUGAUACUACACAAGAGGACUUUCCUUGCAGACAUCUCUUGGCGGUCGGAUCCAUGGAGUGAAAGAGGCAAAACCGAUGAAGACCAGCUCGUGGACAUUCUUGCCACUGUGCCUGGAAUAUAUGAGGAUCUGGUAACGGCGGAUAGCAGUCUGCCAUACGCAGCUUCAGUGCUUUACGAUCACGCAGCAUUGAAUAUCGAGGCUAGCUUGACUCGACUCUUUUACUGGCGACGUAAUUGGGAUGCGAAGUAUCCUCGAGUCGCUUGUGCGACUGUACGCGCACCAACAAGCCCCAAUGCGAAGAAGCUACCAGUCUAUCCUCAAGGUGCAGAGCUUAUGCUGCGCUACAACAACUUUGCACGCUCGAUCGAAGACUCGUUGUUCAAUGCUGUGGCUAUCUCGUUGAUGGACACACUGAGCUCGGGAAACAUGCCUGAGCCACUAGCUACGAAUAUCACAGACAAUUUGAGGCGGAUGUUUGACGAUCAUCAACAGAGCAAUACAACUUGGGAUGCUAGCCCAGCAUUACUGCCGCUGUCGGGUGUGUGGAGCAUACACGAUCUCGCGAGGCAGAUCAUCCGCGGCUUUGAGUUUCAGCUCGAGCAUGUGCGGACGUGUCAUGAGAGCACACUGUUUUGGCUCUUCCCCGUCGGCCUAGCAAGCAAAAUUUUGGAGGACGAUCAUGGAUGGAGCGAAUGGGUACAGGUGAUGCUGGAGAAGUCCAGGAGCACGCAUGGCGAGCCGCAGUCGUUGCUGGAGCGGUUCGUGUCUGGAGAUUAUCGUCUUGGUGUACAUAAAUAG
This is a messenger RNA of Recurvomyces mirabilis, 1371 nucleotides long. RefSeq lists its product as uncharacterized. The record is from RefSeq and is a predicted model, not a curated record. The coding region runs from base 1 to 1371 and encodes 456 amino acids. NCBI's taxonomy places the organism in Eukaryota, Fungi, Ascomycota, Dothideomycetes, Mycosphaerellales, Teratosphaeriaceae. The transcript is spliced from 2 exons.